GCCUGGGUCGACAUAGCCGCGGUCUCAUGGCAAAGAGGUAUACUUCAUAUUUUCUUGGUGUUUUGCUGUCGGUUGCAGUAACUUUGGCCCUGCUCCAGGCUGAGGCAGCAGCACCGGCAGUUUACAUAUUCGGAGACUCAACUCUUGAUGUUGGCACCAAUGUCUUCAUACCCGAAUGCACCGCAAAGGCAGACGUCUAUUUCAAUGGUAUCGAUUUCCCUAACUCGGUGCCAACGGGGAGAUUCAGCAACGGCCUUAACACUGCUGAUGAAAUAGUGAGACUGUUGGGCUGGAAGAGGAGUCCACCACCUUUUCUCUACCUUCUCAAUGAUCCGUCGACUUUCAAGCAGAAAAUACUCCGGGGUGCCAACUUUGCUUCUGGAGGAUCGGGAAUUUUAAACACUACUGGACGGCGAUUCAAUAAGGUUAUAUCCAUGGAGCAGCAGAUUCAACAGUUUUCAACUGUUCGUUCGAAUAUCACAAACAUGACUGGUAGCGAUGCAGCAACUGAUAGGAUUCUUUCGAAAGCAUUCUUUCUUAUCAGCAUUGGAAGCAAUGACAUCCUUGAGUAUCUGCUUAAUCUUACCACAACAAAAAUGUCCAUCCCGGAGUUCAAUGUCACCCUGUUAUCCACAUACGAAAACCAUUUAAAGACUCUGUAUGACCUUGGAGCCCGAACGUUUGGCAUUUUAACUGUUCCACCGAUUGGGUGCACCCCAUUUGCUCGUGCUGUUUUCACUCAAGAUGGUAGCUGUUUCGAACCAGCUGAACAGUUUGCAGAAGCCUUCACUGUAGAAGUUGCGGCCUUGUUAAAACAGUUUAGCACUGCAGUCCAAGAUAUAAGGUAUUCGUUGGGGAAUACGUAUUUGAUGACCACUACUAUGAUGGAAGAUAUGUUAGCCUUUGGUUUCAGGAACGUUGCAGCAGCUUGCUGUGGAAAUGGAACUCACCAAUGCAAUCAAACGGCCAGCUUCUGUGCAAAUCGCGAUGAGUACUUAUUCUGGGACCAGUUUCAUCCAUCACAGAAAGCUUCCGAGUUGGCAGCCCUAACUCUAUUUGGUGCAUCAGAAUCGCUUGUGGCGCCCAUGAAUUUCAGUCAGUUGCUUGGGGUUAACGUAUUUUGUUUGUUUCUAUCUGCAUUCUUUGAGGAGAAUGAGAGCCUUUAA
Theobroma umbraticum is the source of this 1166-nucleotide messenger RNA. RefSeq names its product GDSL esterase/lipase At2g23540-like. Gene Ontology annotation, molecular function: hydrolase activity, acting on ester bonds. Lineage: Eukaryota; Viridiplantae; Streptophyta; Magnoliopsida; Malvales; Malvaceae. The record is from RefSeq and is a predicted model, not a curated record.